AUGGGACUGAACGAGCAAGUUAUGUCGCAAAGUGCAGCGGAUAUGGCAGCCUUUAAGCAAAUGCAAGAUGGUUGCAUUAAGGAGCUAAAUAUUGGAACCGCCGAGGCGGCAUUAAUUGCCACAGACAAACCGGUGGCUAAUCCUACGGAAUCCUAUAAAUGUUAUCAUAAUUGUCUCUAUAAGAAGAUGGGCAUGAUUAAUGCCGAUGGCAAGGCCAAUAACGAUGCCAUUCUCAAGAUAAUUACAACUCGUUAUGCCAAGGCUCCGGUCGAUAAGGUCAAGGCCCUGUUGACCAGUUGUGGUGCUGCCCCUUCGACCAAUGCUUGUGAUUAUGCAUACAAAUUUGAAAUGUGCAUGAUUAACGGACUCAAGGCUUAA
Messenger RNA from Drosophila willistoni, 378 nucleotides. RefSeq names its product general odorant-binding protein 56a (gene Obp56b). The record is from RefSeq and is a predicted model, not a curated record. Gene Ontology annotation, molecular function: odorant binding. The transcript is spliced from 2 exons. Bases 1 to 378 code for a protein of 125 amino acids. Lineage: Eukaryota; Metazoa; Arthropoda; Insecta; Diptera; Drosophilidae.